Suillus subalutaceus is the source of this 1590-nucleotide messenger RNA. Its product is annotated as DnaJ-domain-containing protein. The coding region runs from base 44 to 1486 and encodes 480 amino acids. The record is from RefSeq and is a predicted model, not a curated record. Lineage: Eukaryota; Fungi; Basidiomycota; Agaricomycetes; Boletales; Suillaceae. The transcript is spliced from 7 exons.
CUCAGCUGCGUUCGACCCUUUCGCCAGUCUCUGAACGACGACAAUGAGUUCUGCAUAUCCAAUCCAGCAGUCACGACAGUAUACCCCCCACAUACGCUCUCAGUGCGAACACUGUAACGUUCAGGUUGAGUUUCCAGUGCCGUCUCCUACUCCGGCACAAGGCACAUUAUUGCGCGUUCGUUGCUUUAAGUGCCAAUCAACCUAUACACAUGCGUUCUAUCCUACACAGCUACCACCUGGCUACUCCACUACGUUGGGCUCAACGCCUCCACAUAAUCCGAUAGGCUCUGGAAGUACUCCACCACUUUCAAAUGCCAGGAAAGGUCGUAAGAUUGGCACGCAGGAGAAACCUUUGGAAACAGGGUACUAUGACCUUCUAGGUGUUCCCAUAGAUGCAAGCACAGAUGAUAUCAAGAAAUCGUACCGACGGCUUGCAAUAAAGCAUCAUCCUGACAAGAAUCGCGAUGACCCACACGCGGAGGAAAGGUUUAAGGAGAUUGCCAUUGCUUAUCAGACCCUAUCAGACACAGAGCUCCGCAAGAAAUAUAACGAGUUUGGUCCCAAAGAGAGUCAGCCGGAAGGAGGUUUCGUCGACCCGGAGGAAAUAUUUGGGGCGAUGUUCGGUGGAGAGAGGUUUGCGCCAAUAAUCGGCCAGAUCAGUCUUGCAAAGGAUAUGAAAGCUGCCCUACAAGAGGUAGAAGAAAAUGAGGGCGAAGACCACAAGGACGUGAAACGUGAUGCAAAGGGCAAGGAGAUCCUGAGUGAAGAAGAGAGAGCUCGAAAGGAGGAGAAAGAGAAGAAAGUGACAGCAGAGAAAGCAGCAGCUCGUGCAGAGCGAGUCCAGAAACUCGUGGAGAACCUUGAGCGGAAACUCAGUAUAUUUACGGAGUCCGCAGCAGGUCCAUACGACCCUGAUGUUACAAAUAGCUGGCGCACUAUCUGCCAGCUUGAAGCGGAGGAUCUCAAGAAGGAGUCUUAUGGUGUCGAGCUUUUGCAGGCCAUAGGCUUCGUGUAUGUCUCGAAAGCAAAGCAUUAUCUUGCUACGAAUCAAACAUUGUUUGGAGUCGGCGGCUGGUUCCACAACGUCCAAGGGAAAUACCACGUAUUCAGCGAAACUGUGUCAACACUGCGAUCGGCGAUCGAAUUGAAAAGCGUCUUUGAUCAAAUUGCAGCAGCAGAGAAAGCUGGAAACCUUUCUCCGGAGGAGAAGAAGAAAUUGGAAGAGCAGGCUGCUGAGAAAGGCAUUCAGGCCCUUUUCAAGGGCACGAAACUUGAAAUCGAGUCUGUAUUGCGCGAAACUUGUGACCGCGUCCUCGAGGACCUGACAAUAUCCCGCCCUAAAGCCCAGAUGCGGGCUGUUGCGAUGCAGAUUCUUGGAGAAUCAUACGUGGCCAUUAGAAAGGACGUAGACGGACAUCCAGACGAAAGCGAAUACGUGAGGAUCGACACAAAGAGCAGCCGAGAAAAAGACCGCCAACGUUCUUGAUCUGCUGCCUCUACGUUCGUUUUGCUAUACCAAACAAUGCAUCUUACCCAUAACUUACUCGUUCCCACUCAUAUAAUCACUCAUCUCACUUUGUGCAUGUCCAU